AUGUCUUCAAAAGGAUUUUUUCAAAAAAUAGAUAUCUUUUCUUAGAGAUUUUAUUUUAAUAUUGGUAAUAAAGAUAAGAAAAAGAGUACAUGUUUUGGUGGAAUGCUAUCAUUUAUUGUUUUAUCUGUCUCAUUCUCUUAUCUUGCUUACCUCCUUUAUCUUUAUUUUGAGAAUAAAUUAUUGCCUAAAAUAACUCAAUCAUUAGAAGUGUAGUCUGAUCAGUUUAGUUUAUAGUUCAUAGAGAGCCCAAUAUAAUUUUAGCUUGUUGUGAAUGGCUAAACAAUUUAAGAAAUUGAGACAUAGACUGGAAAGAGAUAUCUUAAUGUAAUUCUUACUUAGUAAAUACCCUAAGAUAAAGGAUUCCUUGUACUACCUCUACCACAGAUAGAUUGUGGUAAUGGUUAUAUUUGUAUUGAUUUUAACAAAACAAGCUAGUAGUAGAAGGAGUUAGCAUUUGGUAAACAUGUUUCACUCUAUAUGAUAAAUCUUGCAGAUUGUUUAGGAGAGGGAUGCGCUUCUUAAGAGGAAGUGAAUUAGCUUUUGUUAUAAGCUUUUUCAACAUUCUAGAUUAACUUAAUAACAUGGUAGUAUAAUUCUACUUUAUAAGUAUUCUAGAAAAAUAUCAUGAGUGAGUUUAUUAGCUUUGACAACUUGUUAACAACUUAUUGUUAAAUUAGUUUUACCAAGGCAACAACGUUUAUUCAGCAAGGUUUGAUGUUCUAAUAAACUGAAAGAAGAGAUUUAGUAUAAAAUUACAAAAGAAUAGAUAGGUUUUUUUCAAGAGAACAAUUUGCUUAGAAGGUAGGACUUACAGGUUAUGCAGUAAUAUCAUUCUAACUUGAUUAAACUACCAGCACUAUAAUAUAUUAAUUUCCUAUGAUUACAGAAAUACUUUCAUAGUUUACAAGUAUUUUUAACAUACUACUGAUUGCAGGAUUUAUUGCUUCACUACUAUCUCAAUCUUUUAUAGUUGAAGAUGUAGGAGAUAUAUAUUUAAAAGAGUAUUAUAAGACCACAGCUGCUGAUUUGCUUAAUUCUGAUAAAAAAAAUCAGUCAGCUAAAUAAAAUUAAAAACAACUUUUUGAACAAGUAAUAGAACUAUAAGAUCAAAUAAAAGCUGCUUAAUUUUUUGAAGAAAAAAAAUAAAUAUUUAAUUUAGGUUUAAUUGACAGAUUGAAGUUAAUAGUUUAGAGAUUAAAAGGAAUCAACUAGGAGAAUAGCGCUAAAUAUCUAAAUUCUAACAAAAAAAAUAUUUACAAUAAAAUUAUGCAGCAUGCAAUUGAACAGAUCGAUAUUUUUAAAAUUUACAAAGACAUUAUCAAGCUAAAUAUGGCAAUAAAAGUUAUAUUAACAAAAGAAUAAUAUGCUGCCUUAAAUUUUUGUGGAUGUAGGUAUGAUGGUCUAAAAACUUAAAUAAAUAAUCAGGAUUAAAAAAUAAAGAACCUACAAUAAAAAAAUAAUUUUAUUAUAAAAAAUAAAGUAUAAGAAACAACAGUGAUAGAUAAAAUACCUGAUUUAGUUAAUAUAUCAAAGAACAGAUCAUAGGACUAAGAAGUUUUAGACAUCAGUGUACCUUAAAAGAAUUUAUCAGAAUUUAAAUUUAUUAAAUAGCAAAGCAUAAAAAAGAAGACUCACCCUUAGAUGCAUUUUGAGUUGUAUGAAAGUAAUUUAGACCAACAAACCUAAUCAUCAAAUUUUUAUGUGAAAUAAUACAACCAACAUAAAUCACAUUUUAUGGAAUCAAUUUUUUAGAAUAAAAUGAGUUAAAUGUAAGGCGAUGACGAGAUUAAAGAUGAUCAUUUAAAUAGUAACGAAGACUAAUAAGAAGAGGAUAACUCAUUUUGUAAUAUAUCAAACAUAAACCAUUUAUAAGAGAUGGAUAAAUUAGAUUUUGAUUAAGAACUUUUAAAAAAAUAAUUUAGCUAAUUUAUUCAAAAUAUCAAAGACAAUAAAAACAUUUCAUAGAUUGACAUCAAUAUUUAUAAUUCUUUGAUUAAUUAAAUUUAAUAAAAUUGA
This is a messenger RNA of Tetrahymena thermophila SB210, 2016 nucleotides long. Its product is annotated as transmembrane protein, putative. Gene Ontology annotation, biological process: reciprocal meiotic recombination. Gene Ontology annotation, molecular function: double-stranded DNA binding. NCBI's taxonomy places the organism in Eukaryota, Ciliophora, Oligohymenophorea, Hymenostomatida, Tetrahymenidae. The record is from RefSeq and is a predicted model, not a curated record. Gene Ontology annotation, cellular component: nucleus. The transcript has 2 exons.